UAUGUAAAAUUCUCCCAAUGAAAAUCCUCCUGUUGGUAUCUAUGAUGAUUUGAUUAUUAAUUUAGAUACAGGAAGCAUUGUUUAGGAAAUUUAUAGAGAAGAAUAUAUUCCAGUUCAAUAGAUUUAAAGAAGAGAGGAAGAUGCAGUAUUUAUUGAUGAAAACCCUUAAAUUGUAUUGGAAAAACUCAUGAAGCUUAAGGAUUGCCAUUACAAAGAGAGGUAAAUUAAAUAGUAAAGAUAGACUUGCUUUUACAAAAAGAUUAGGAGAACUAUUAACAUGGAUAGGAGAUUCUGCAAUUGAAAAUUUAAAUACAAUAAUUUAGUAGAUAGUAAAAUGAAGUUUUAAUUUUUAGUUAGAAGAUGCUGAUGAAAUUAAGAAAAAUUUUAUAGCCCAAUUAGAGUAAAUCUGUGUACUUUUGAAAACAAAAUAAAACAGUUAAGAACUCAUAAAACAACAUGUAGUGAAGGCUUUAUAAGAAUUAUUAAAAUCUAAUAAUUUUGAUGUAAUCAAUAAAUUUAUAAUAAGAUAAAAGAAUAAGCUGGAAAUUCUAUAAGUGUAGUUGCCAAAGAAUUAAAUGAAAGAGAUAGAGGAAAUCUAAUUCUUACUUAAGUAAUUCAAAUGGCACAUGAUGAUAAUAAUGAUGAGAAUGUUAUGAUUGCCGUUAAAGUUAAUAUUAUAAUAUAUUUUAUAGUUAUUUGGUUAAUUGGCUGCAGAUUUCGGACCUGAAUUAUCAGAAUCAUUCAUAGCUUUAGAAAUCCUAUCUAAAGGAGAUGAUGCUAAAUAACCAAUACGUAAAGAGGCUGUUCUUCAAUUGGCUAACAUUGCUAAAGUUCUUUCUAAAGAUUUUAUAAAACAUAGAUUAAUCCCAUUCUUUUCUAAGUAAAUUAUUAGAUUAAUUAAUAUAGAAAAACUGAAGAAAGAACAUGGCAAACAAGAAAGGCAUGUCUUGAUAUUAUAGUUAAAUUAGCUGAAUAGACAGAUACAGAAAAUUUUGAUUUGAUUACAGGAAGAUUACUUGCAUUAUUAGAGUAAAAUAAAAUUGAAUAUAAAAAGUGAUUAAAAUAAAUGGGUUAAAUAGCAUGCAUAUAAAUAAUUAGGAAAAUACAUAUCUAUCAUUACAAGAUCAGAAAAUAUAAAUGAUAAACUCUUAGAAUUCUAUUUGAAAAUGAAUGAUUCUGACAUAAGAGAAUUAGGAAUAGAUAAUGAAGUAAAUUCAAUUAUAUAUUAUAGAUUGUUAUUGAAUGUGCAUUAUAUUUCCCAGCUGUACUCUAAGUUUAUACUGAUAAAAAAUGGCCAUAACUUAGUAAAUUGUUUAUGAAAUUGAUUAAUCAUAAAGAUAAGGUAUAAAUAGAUAAUAUUUCUUUGAGAGUAAAAAAACCUUUGGCUUGUAGUAUUCAUGUUUUAGCUAAAUUAUUGGGACCCUAAUUGGCUUAUUAAGAAUUACUUAAAGUCUUAGAAUAAUUGCUUUAAGAUCCAAAUGAUGAAAUCAAACAUGGUGCAGUUGAAAAUCUAGGAUUAUUUUUUGAUGCCAUAGAAGAAUCUAAAAGAGCAUCAUUAAUUGAUAUCUUAUUGAUUAUAUAGAAGGAUUAAAAGAAAUGGAGAAUCAGAGAAUUAAUUGCUAAAUAAAUUUCACAUUUAGCUUAAGUUUUUGAUGUUGAAACUGUAUUUUCUAUUAUACUCCCAGUCUCAACUAAGUUAUGUAAUGAUAAUGUAUAUGCUGUUAGAAAAGCAGUAAAUAUUUUUAAUUUAAUUUAGGCUGCAAAAUAAAUAUUUGAACUUUAUGAUAAAUUUUCAAAAAGUCAAAAUGAAUUAUAUUUCAGUGUUUUGAAAUAAAAUAUUUUAGGUUUUGCAAAUAGUAAUAUGUUCAAUUAAAGAUAAAGGUAUUUAAUGUAUUCAAAAUAGUUUUGUUAUUAUGUGUGAAAAACUAAUGAGAUAUGAAUAAUUUCAAGUUGAUUUUCUUGAAGCUUUCAUAAAUUUGGGAUAGGAUCCUAUUAAAAAUGUCCGUAUAUCAGUUGCUAAAGUUCUUCAAAAACAUUUAUUCAAACCUAAAUCAUCAGUAAAUGAUGGUUUGUUUAGAGAAUAAACUUCUAUUUAAACUCUAUGGAAUUUAUUAAUAAAAGAUAAUAUUGUAUUGAAUUCUUUAAAUAAUAAGAAGUAUCCUUUUACAAAGUAAAAUAUUUAAAAAUAUUUAGUUAACAAAAGGUUCAAUAAACAUAAUUAACAUAAAGUUAAGUUAAACUUCAAUAAUCAGAAUAACAAAAUAUAGUAUAAUAAUAGUAAUAAAAUUUAAAUGAUGAAGAAUAAUAAAAAAUUAAUGUCUCAGUUUCUGAAUAAAAUUAAGUAAUUCAAAAUCAAGAAUUAAUGAUUUUAGAAGAAUAAAGUGAAAAGACUAAUCAAAUUGAAUAAAAUGAAGAAUAAGUAAAAUAAGAAGAUGAAAUUACAUAAACUAUAGAUAACACUGAAUAAAUUACAAAGGAAAAUAAUUAUGAAGAAAACCUAUAAAAUUAAAUUUAAUUGGAAUCAGAAUUAAAUGAAGAGAAAUAGGAAGUAGAAAAUUAAUAGGAAUAAGAAUAAUAAAAAAUUGAAUAAAAUGAAGUAGUAGAAAAUUCCUAAAACCUUAACGAAAAUGAAGAAAAAGAAAUAGAGUAAGAAUGA
This is a messenger RNA of Paramecium pentaurelia, 2656 nucleotides long. Lineage: Eukaryota; Ciliophora; Oligohymenophorea; Peniculida; Parameciidae. The record is from the annotation of a GenBank genome assembly.